GCAACGCAAAGUCUUUUUGGCAUGGAAACAGGAAGGCAGUGCUAUGCUGUUCUGUCCUGGAAUUCCGGGGGCCGGCAAGACGUUCUUGUCAUCAGUCGUGGUCCAUGAGCUGGACAGUGAAUGUGAUGCUAGUAAUGCAGCAGUCCUAAUGCUCUACUGUAAAUGGGACGACUCACUAUCGAAAUCUAUCGAUGCUCUUCUGGGAAGUCUGCUCAAGCAGGCCACACACAAACAUGGAAUCAUUCUUCAGGAAAUGGCCGAGCCGUAUUACAGACACAGCAGUGCUGGAACGAAACCGACACGAGAGGAGGCCCUUUCGAUGCUCACAGCCGAGCUCCGUCGGUUUUCAAAGACCUUCAUCAUCGUAGAUGGUCUGGAUGAACUUCGUGAGGAGAAGACUGGGGUAGACUUACUCGAAAUCCUGACUUCGAUAGAUGCUACGGUCAACAUGAUGGUACCUCACGAGGCUUAGACAACAUUGUGCGGCAUUUUCGACACAAAAGCCUUCGUCCAUCUUGCAGUGACUGCUUGGUUUCUUGUAUUCGGCAACAUUUUCAAUUGUCCGGAUUGCAACUCAUCAAGCCCAGGUUCAAUCAACUUCAACCUCUGCCAGUCAUGUUUCAGGACAAGCAAACGAUGCGGUCACAGAGGGCAUGUCCAUUGUAUGCAAUUUAGCGGCUUUAUUAUCAUUACUGCGGUCGAAAAUGAUCUGAUGACCUACAAACAAUGGCGCGUUGCACCGUCAGAAUUCCUUCGCCAGUGCGUGGAGUUGAAGGAAGGGCUGAUGCAGAGCAUCCUCGAUAUAGUAGUCAAAGAAAACGAUGGGAUAUUUCUUCCAG
Molecule: messenger RNA, 839 nt
Organism: Aspergillus melleus
Lineage: Eukaryota; Fungi; Ascomycota; Eurotiomycetes; Eurotiales; Aspergillaceae
Exons: 1
Coding region: 44-472 (142 amino acids)
Molecular function (GO): ATP hydrolysis activity
Source: RefSeq, a predicted model, not a curated record